AUGGAGGUCGACACCGUCACCAGAUAUCGUUCCCGCAUUCUUAGAGAAAUGAAAGCAAACCGCGAUAACCCAUUCAACUCCCCGCCAUCAUCCACCGGUUCUCACGGCACCGUCAGCCCAACAGUUUCUUCCGUAUUUUCUGACCCAGACGGCGAGUCUACACGGAGACUCAACGAGGACAUUGCUCGCGUUACUGCUCCUCGCAACCUACCCGUCAAUUGGGAGGCUGCCCACCGCAAGUGGCCCGAGUUCUUUGGUGCUCCCAAGACACGCGAAGUGCCCGUUUACGACGACGACACUGACACUCGACCUAUGAGCGCCGAGUCAAAGGAGAACAAGCCUCCUGCUAUCAAGUUCCAGAUCGACGACAUUACACAAAACACCUGGCAAGGUUCCGCUAGAACGCGUUCCGAGAUGCAGCCUCGUGUCGAUAACGAGUCCGACCUGUCAUCAAUACUCUCCAAGUCUCCUGCACGAGCACACUCCUACCAAUCUUGGAACAAGAACACACAUAACCCCAGCCCACUAUCCAAGGUCCACAACCGAGUCUCGUCCGAAUCAAUGGUUGGCGAACAGCAGCAAAGAGAAUCUCUAUCAGAUGCGCUAGACCGUCUACGCAGAGGGGCAAGAAGCCCUGAUCUUCAAGACCAAGACCAGCAAAAGUCAUCACCGCAUAUGUCUUCUGCCAAGUCCAGCCUGACAGCUGUACCCCCAUCACCUGUAUCUAUCGCUAGCCCUGCCCACAAUGAGAGCAAUGCCCGCUCUUUCUUCAUGCCCGACAUCUCCCAUCUUGGUGAUUUCGUCGAUGGCACACUUCGAUUCACCGGCUCAAUGAGAAACGGCGUUCCCAUUUUUGUCAAGAAUGGCAGGGUUCAUGAUCGUUUUGAGAAGCCAUCUCUCGCCGCUCAUGCUGAAGUUGACGAAGUUGAUGUGCCUGAAGACGAAGAGAAAAUCUUUGUGUCGAUGGACAUGAUCCGUGACGAGAUAAACUCUCUUCAAGAGCACUACGAUAAGGUUCACGAAUAUGCCGAGAACCUGCAGCAACAGGUUGAGCGACUGGAGGCUCAGCUUAAGUCGCGAAAGUCCUUCGACAAAGACUACGACUCUUCUCGAGCCAAUGAGAAUCUUGUGGCCCAAAAGAACCGUUUGGAACUUGAAAUCUCUACUCUUCAAUCCCGCUUAGAACAGGCUUCCCGUAAGAACACCUUGAACGAGAUUGAGAAUGACUCGUUGUCUCAAGAACGAGACCGUGCCGUGAGGAAGCUACAAGAAGCAUGUGAAGAUAUUAACAAGCUCAUGCGUAAGCUCAACACGAAGCAAAAGGAGCUGGAGACAACGCACAAACAACUUGAGUCAACAGAUCAGAUCCGUACUGAAAACGACACUCUCAAACGGGAUUUGAUGUCUAUAAAACAUGGACGCGACUCACUGGAGUCUGAGAACAAGACACUGUCAGCCGCCAAUGAGACCCUUCGUAAGGAUUAUGAGGCCUUGAAGGAGGAAAUUGAGUCCCUUCGCAGUGACAACGGUGCCAGACACGGUCACCAGUCCUUGAUCAAUGAGAACCGUUCACUACGAACAACAAACAAAGCUCUUGUCGAUGAGAAUGAGGUACUGCGCGAAAACCUUGACGAGGCCCAGCAUGAACUCGAUGCUGCCAAGGAAGAGAUCGAGAACCUGCAGCAAGAACUCCAGAAUGCAUCACAGGAUAAGUCAUCGCUUGGCGAGGACAAUGCAAGCCUGGUGCGACACAACGAAAAGUACUUUGAGGAGAACAAGAUCCUUCGACGUGAGAACUCCGGAUUCGAACGAACUACGCGUGAUCUUCAUGACAAAAACAAGAAGCUCAAGGAGGAGGUGGUUUUCCUGAAGGAGCAACUAGAAUCCUACCGUCCGGUCCCCAAGGAAGACUUCUCUGCCCGUCUUGAUGAUGAGACUGAGGAGAACAUGACAUCGGCUUUCAUUCCUGACAUUACCAUGAACAGCACCGAUAAUGUUGAUACUGCCGAGAACGCGCAAGCCACCCAGACCAAGGAGAUUACCGGGCAGACCGAUGAUAGUAUCAGAUUGCCGACUCUUCCUGAUAUCACGGAGGAGGAAACUCGUACCCACACCAAACGCGACAGCACUGUUCAAAGCGAAACUAGGCAAUCGCAGAGCAAGACUAAGAACUCCAAAUCUGGCACACAACAAAAGGUUGCCUUCUCCAUCCCUGGAACGACGUCAAAGAAGAGCAGUUCCAAUGUCGCCAACCAAGGAAGCAAGCGUCGAACAACAUCCGAUUCUAAGAGGCGAAGCUCUUUGAAGGGUAUUGCAACUUACACCUACGACAUGGACACAGUAGAAGACAACGACGAGACGACUGGUGCUCAAUCAGUUGAGAACACCACACAGGAUAACGAUUACUCGACACAACUGGACGUUGUUCCCUUGCCACGUAAGGAGGCCAAGGGAACAGAGCAGAAGCAGAAGCAGUCGAACACUAAGGACUUGACUGUUCAAAGUCAAAAGUCUCAGCACUCUCGAUCCCAUUCGCGGUCUUCACGCAAACAGGUUACGACUGAUAUCACGGCUAACAGCAUCAAGAGCGACAAGGAUGCCUGCCCUGUUCUCUCUAAUGAUGCCAGGAGAGUUCUUGACGAUCUCUGCGAGCACGAAUGCAAAAACUGCACAGUUUGCAGUCGCAUUACGUCUCACCGUGGCAUCUUUUCUUCCGCUGAUAUUGUUGCCGGUAAGAAGCGUGUUACCAUUCGACGACCUGUCCCUGUCACGGAUCGUGACCUCUCAGUCGAGGAUCCUACUAUGCGACCUUCUCAGCACCCUGGCCAUGCGCUCGCUGUAGUCAUCAAGGGCUUGGAGGAUGAGUCUCACCAUCUCCAACUCGAGCUUACCCGCAUUCAAGCCAAGUACAGCGGCCGGGACAAGGCUUUGGGUCGCCGUGAUCGUGUGAGCCUUGCUGAAAGCAUUCGUACACUGCUCAAGCAACUUGAGGCGAAGAAUGACCAGAUCUACAGCCUGUAUGAUGUCCUUGAAGGCCAGAAGGCCGCUGGCCAGGCCAUGUCGGAGGAGGAGAUUGAGCUGACUGUGCUCAACAUCACGGGCAUGACAGUCCGCGAUGCCACAAGUCACAGCGACCAACUUACUUGGGAGGGUAUCCCUGAGUUAUAA
This is a messenger RNA of Fusarium poae, 3168 nucleotides long. RefSeq lists its product as uncharacterized. Lineage: Eukaryota; Fungi; Ascomycota; Sordariomycetes; Hypocreales; Nectriaceae. The record is from RefSeq and is a predicted model, not a curated record. The transcript is spliced from 2 exons. Gene Ontology annotation, molecular function: microtubule binding. Bases 1 to 3168 code for a protein of 1055 amino acids.